UUCGUUAUCGAAAUAAAGUCUCCAAUCGCCCAGAAUGUCUAGUCUACGAGAUAUAAUGGACGUGGAUGUGGAGCCUCUCGAGUCUCAAGCCAUCCAAAGAUCAAGAGACAUCGCGCUCCUUCAAAACCAAUCCCUCGACACACGACCAACGAAUUCAUUGUCGAGGACAGAACGAAGCACUACACAGCGGUCCGUUAAAAGGAAACGCCCAACCCGCAUCAGCAAGCCAUCAUCGUCGGCGGGGUCAUCACGUUCAGGCACAGCACGUCGGCGCAGUAGCGGCGCCACAGAGUUGAUGGAUCCAUCGGGUUACGGGCAAGGCGGCUCGCAAAAUAAUGCGAGACCGUCGUUACCGCGCGGGCUCGAGGCAGAUCAACCCGUCCGAUAUACUCCAGUCACUGGACGUGUGAGCAAGGCAAAGAAGGGCCAGCCCGUCCAUGUCUGUGAGCAAUGUGAUGAGCCAAAGGCCUUCACUAGAGCGGAGCACUUACGACGCCACCAACUAAGCCACGAACAAGCAAAGCUUCCGUGCACAUUUCCAGAUUGUGAGAGGGUCUUUCACCGUCCUGACCUUCUAUCUCGGCACAUGAGCCGGCAUGAAAUCCAAGGUGAUGGGCCGUAUAGAACCAGCGACUACAAGCCCAUCGACAACGAGCAGAGAUCACGAUCGUCGUCGACAUCCAGCAACCCACGAACACCACCGCAAAAGUAUUCGCCGCAGCGGCCCAACAUGAAUGCGCCCAACUCCAACUAUGCAUCUCCCAACAUCCAGGCUCCCACGGCGAAUGCAAGUGCAAAUAUGCGCCUGUCUAAAGAAUACGAGCCCAUAAUGGGUUCCUUCCAGGCGGUUAACGUCUCAGAAUCCUCCAACCAACGACCCCAUAGUCGCACCGACGGCUCCGAGAGCUCUGGUCUCCAAUUCUCCCCCGCGAGAGGCUCCAUGACCUCCCACGCCCUCAACACCAGCACCUACCACACCAUCCCCAUGAGCACCAACAUGACCUCUGACUUCCUCCUCAGCCACCCCUCCACCCUCGGUCCUGCCUUCGAACAAUCCACCUACUCCUCCUUCGCCUCAAACGUAUACCCCGGCUCUGGCCCCGGCGACAUUCCUCCACUCACCCUCCAAGUCCCCGACCCCGCCUAUAACCCCUCCCUCGCCUCUCCCCCCUACAACUCCUCUGAGUCCAACUGGUCCACCCCUUCGGACGUCUCGCGCCAAGGCACCGCAUGGCCGCACGACCGCGCCCUCCAAGCCGGCUGGGCCGCUGCUGAGUCCCACUCCACGGCCGCGCAGCAGCAACAGCAGCCUCUGUUUAUCGCGCAGAACAUGAAUCUCCUCCGCCAGCAAGGGGGCCUCCAUGUUGUUCCCGAGCAGUUCCAGGGCCAGUUUAUGUCGACUACACGGCAAUUCGGCAAUUCCAUUGUGACCUCCCAGCCGAUGGAUGAGCAAGGUGGCGUUGAAGGGGGUGGUGAUAUAUACAGCCAAGAUGGAUCAGACGCGAGGGACUUCUCGCACCAGCAGCAUGUUUUUGGCAACAACUUCUACCAGGGCCUUUAAGCCUGGCUUUCGAUUUUAAUAACUGCCGAGUCAAGCAGCGACAUCUUUUUUAUUAAAGAAUAAUUUGUUUGAGAGAGGAGAAAUUGGGGGUGGAAACAGACAGACCAGAUGAGACAGACGAAGACAGAUGAAGAUGGGACAGGAGUCAUGAUUUUUUUGGAUGUUUUUUUUUGGGAUACAGCGUACGCACAACCUCAAACUUCACCACCACCGCCGCCACCACAACGCCUUUCUUCUAACCUAAUCCCGACACCUGAAACGGCAUAAUGACUACAUUUUUUAACGCUUCAAUUAAACAACUCUGCUUCUUUGCUUAUUGUUUUUUUGGCUUUUAGUUUUUUUUAUUACUAUUAUUAACUUUAUACUUCUUGCUUCCUUGCUUCUCUCUAAGUGCUUUGUGGUUUCGUGUGCUUCUAUCUUGGCGCUUCCUUCCAUCUUCUCAUGAUGAUUCUUGUCUCCCGAUCGCCUUAUUUUUAUCUCACUUACCGCUUGGUGCUUUUGCUUGCAUACCUGUUUUGCUAUGCAUUUUUGGUUUGAUUUUUCUGCGAGGAUGGCUGGGGAAGCGGGUGAGAUGGGAUGGAUGAUGUGAGAUGAGGCAUAACGCCGACACUAGGGUCACGUACAAAAAAAAAGACAGACA
Pseudogymnoascus verrucosus is the source of this 2201-nucleotide messenger RNA. RefSeq lists its product as uncharacterized. Lineage: Eukaryota; Fungi; Ascomycota; Leotiomycetes; Thelebolales; Thelebolaceae. Gene Ontology annotation, biological process: regulation of transcription by RNA polymerase II. The record is from RefSeq and is a predicted model, not a curated record. Gene Ontology annotation, molecular function: RNA polymerase II cis-regulatory region sequence-specific DNA binding; DNA-binding transcription factor activity, RNA polymerase II-specific. The transcript has 6 exons. Gene Ontology annotation, cellular component: chromatin. The coding region runs from base 35 to 1561 and encodes 508 amino acids.